ACCGAAUUGUCGCAGAAUCUGCAGCAGCUAUCCGAAAGAGCACGUUCCACGACAGAAUUCAUCCAGCGACUCAAAGGAAUGACGGAUAAAGUGCACGAGGAAUGCGUGAGCCUGGAAGAGGAGGUCGAGGAACGCAUCAACACUCUGGUGAAUCUUCUUCAGGCUAGAAAAUCACGGCUGAUCGAAGCUGCCCGGAAGACAGGUGACGCCAGGUUGCGUUCCCUUCGGGAGCAGGUCGCCAGGUGUACCAGCCAUCUUCAAGCCACCACUGCCCUUUUGACCUUUUGCAUCGAGGCCCUCAAGGAGACGGACAGCGCAGCUUUCCUCCAGAUAGGGGGGAUGCUGUCGGUCAGGGCAGCGACGGCUGCCGGUUCCUGGAGCGGCGCCGAGGGCGUCCAGGAAAUAGCUAGACUGCCCCUCCUGGAUUUGACCCUUGACGACAAACCCCUCAGAAGGGCCAUCGAUCAGCUGACCUUUGUCCAGCUUAAACCAUCCGAUGGAGAAAAUAGAUAUCCGACAACAGCGCCAGGUGCGCCGCUUCUCAUCCCCGAGGAGUGCAGCGCAGAGAACAACAGCGUGACCGUCGCCUGGCAGCCGCCUCCUGGACACGGGAUUGGCGGUCAGCGUGGUCCUGCCAUCGAGGGUUACUUAUUGGAGCUGGAUGAUGGAUGCGGUGGUGAAUUUCGGGAGGUUUACUGCGGACGCGAAACCAUCUGCACGGUAGACGGAUUGCACUUUAAUUCCUUGUAUAACGCUAGAGUACGUGCAUUCAAUAGUGCUGGAGAGGGUGAAUAUUCCGAGCUGAUCGGCCUGCAAACUGCUGAGGUGGCGUGGUUCUCAUGGGCAACAGGCGCUUUGGGCGUGCCCCAGGAAGUAUCGGUCUCCGAGGACGCCAUGAGCGCGUCCUGCGAAGGCUACGAGCACAGGGUGGUCCUGUCCAGCGUUGGAUUUUCACGGGGUAUACAUUACUGGGAACUGACUAUAGAUCGUUACCACAGCGACACGGAUCCAGCGUUCGGUAUAGCAAGGGCGGAUGUAUCCAGGGACCAAAUGCUUGGAAAAGACGAUAAGGGUUGGAGCAUGUACAUAGACCGUCAGCGUUCCUGGUUCAUGCACGGGGGUGGCCAUGCACAGCGAACAGAGGGUGGCGUGCAGCAGGGUUCUACCGUGGGCGUCCUCCUGGACCUGGACACCACCCAUACCCUGAGAUUCUUCGUGAACGACCAACCCCAGGGUGGCGUCGCCUUCCGUGACCUCUACGGCGUCUUCUACCCCGCUGUGAGUCUUAAUCGUGGGGUCACCGUCACCCUACACACCGCCCUGGACGUACCUGGACACCUGCUCGCACCGCACGACGAAUACAUUGGAGACCUACUUCAGAGCUAGGGGUACCUCACUGUCCUGAAGAAGGGUCUUCUCCAGGAAGUCAAUUCCCAGGGGUGCCAGGAUAGGUCCAAGGAAGCCGAGGGACAGUCAAGCAUCCUCGAGAAGAUCAUCGAGGAGAACUGAAGGAUUCGUAUCACGUGGAUGUCUUCAAGGAUCAUAAUCUUUUGCGCCCUGGACCAGGGGAUCGGAUGCUGCCGGAUGAGAGGACUCGGGACUUCGGGUGGCUACUUCGUGGCGUUUCUUUCAAGACUGUACUUUGAGCGAUUUAGAACGUUUUAGGAUUAUACACGCAUCGUCAUAUCGGUAUUGUUAAACAUAGCACACAAUUAGAUUUAAGAUUACUUCUUGAUAUAAAUAAGUAUUGAUAUACAGGUAUACUUUGAGCGUGAGAGAGAGAGAGAGAGAGAGAGAGAGAGAGAGAGAGAGAGAGAGGACCGUGCCUCCAAGAGUCCAUUGUAAUAUAAUAUUAACUUACUAUCGAUACGUGCAGUAUGUAUGUACGACCAUUAAUCGUAAUUCCGUUGUCCUUUCUAGUCUACGUAGUGAUUCCUUCAGAGUAUCUUCCGUUCAAAAUAUUCUCGCCAGAUAUCCACUUCCUGUCCAACCGGAAGACCCGGUGUUCUCGUCCAAAUCGUAUAUUAGGGGAUCAUCCCAAAUUCCGCAAGUUCACUGAACUUUAACUAGACAGCAUUACAAACAAGAGAUUCAUCCUAGAGCUUAAUACCACCCUCUAAGGGUGGAACUGCUUAACCGAGGGUGCUUGCUGAGCAAUAUGAUAUAUUAGAUGCUGAUACGGUAAUCAUUUACAUAAUUAUUCCCUUAAACAAUGGAAUUACAUGUGGUACAUGGUAAUGUCGUUGGAUAACGCGGAGAAUGACUAAUUAGUUUAAUUGAAAUUUCGUGAUGAUAAAUAAUUUAUUUUUGACAUUUUAUUAUAAUCUAAUAUAUUAUAUUCUUGGUAACCGUGUAUCUCUUGUGUUCCAGCAUCCACAGAUAUUAGUAACCGACGAAAAAAAAAUGGCAAAAUCAAGGAUACGUCAAUCCGAUUGUAUAUAAUUGUAUAUAUACUAUGAGUUAUUAUUAAAUUGCCGAUUGAAAUUGCCAAUAGUAUUAUUACGAAAACUGUACUCGACUAAUAAAUCGCCGGUAAAAAACAAAAAAAAGAAAAAAUGCAUUUAACACGAA
This is a messenger RNA of Cephus cinctus (wheat stem sawfly), 2571 nucleotides long. RefSeq names its product E3 ubiquitin-protein ligase TRIM9. Lineage: Eukaryota; Metazoa; Arthropoda; Insecta; Hymenoptera; Cephidae. The record is from RefSeq and is a predicted model, not a curated record. Gene Ontology annotation, molecular function: zinc ion binding; protein binding.